Plasmodium gallinaceum is the source of this 1092-nucleotide messenger RNA. Its product is annotated as conserved Plasmodium protein, unknown function. The coding region runs from base 1 to 1092 and encodes 363 amino acids. The record is from RefSeq and is a predicted model, not a curated record. The transcript is spliced from 8 exons. NCBI's taxonomy places the organism in Eukaryota, Apicomplexa, Aconoidasida, Haemosporida, Plasmodiidae.
AUGUAUUAUUUAAAAAAAGGAAAAAUGGAAAAUAUGUCUGUUAUUAUUAAAAAAAAUGAUAUAAAUAACUUAAAUUCCUAUAAAGAAGAAAAAAAUUAUAAUAAUAAUAAUAUGAGAAUUAAUGAUGCAAAUAUCAAUAACGAUUUAUUUUACCCUUUUUACCAAAAAUUUAAUCAGAUUUUUGAAUUCAUAAAAGAUACUAAAGAAAAUAAAAAUGAUUUAGAAGAUGAAAUUGACGAAAAUUUAAUAAAAACGUUAUAUAAUUUGUGUCAUGAAUUUAUAAAUUAUAUAAAAAACAUAAAUAAUUUUGGAAAUUUGAAUUUAAAUGAAAAUGAUCAAGAAUUGAUAAUUGAGUCGUAUGAAAAAUUUGUUCGUCAAUGUAAAGAAUAUAAUGAUAAGCCUAAAGUAAAACAAUUAGAAAAUGAAAUUUCUAAUUUGUUAGAUUUAUUAUUUAAUAAUACAUCAGAAGCUGUUAACACUUUGUUUUCCGCUGAUUCCUUUUUUGUUGAUCAUGUAGAGAAUUUAAAAUUAAGGUUAAAUGAAAGAAAUCAAAAAAUUGAGUUUGAGAAAGAAAGAUUAAAAAAAUUAGAAUUAGAAGAAAAAGUGGAGGAAUUUGAUGAAACAUUUGAAGAAAAUAAAAAAAAAAAUAAUGAAAUGGAUGAAACUAUUAGUAAAAUUAAAAAGGAAAUCAACAAGUUAAACGAAAAAAUAGAAAAAUACGAUAAUUACAUGAAAAAGAAAAGAAAAGAAAUAGAUAUAGAUUUUUCUGAUGCAUUAGACGGCAAAGAAAGAAUUAAAAUAUUAGAGGAAAGCAUAAAAACUAUAGAAAGAAACAUGAAAACUACCCAAUUGUCACCAUUAAAAAUAAUAGAAAAAACACCAUAUUAUAUUAUUUUUGAAUUUACGACACCAAGAAAUAUAAUGCAAUUUAGAAUAAAUAAUUAUGAAUCAGAAAAUGUUCAAGUAGAAGUUAAUCCAUAUGACCAAAAUAUUUUAUCAUAUAUAAAUGAAAAUAUAAAAAAAUGUAAAGAUAUUUCAGAAGUAACAUAUUUAAUUAAAGAGGCCAUUUACUUAAAUUUCCUAGACAUAUGA